Rhinopithecus roxellana (golden snub-nosed monkey) is the source of this 4608-nucleotide messenger RNA. It is a transcript of the gene AMN, whose product is annotated as amnion associated transmembrane protein. Gene Ontology annotation, biological process: intracellular protein localization; receptor-mediated endocytosis. The coding region runs from base 214 to 1575 and encodes 453 amino acids. NCBI's taxonomy places the organism in Eukaryota, Metazoa, Chordata, Mammalia, Primates, Cercopithecidae. Gene Ontology annotation, cellular component: endocytic vesicle; apical plasma membrane. The record is from RefSeq and is a predicted model, not a curated record. The transcript has 12 exons.
CCUUGCCCUUCUUCCUGAGAACCUGAGGUGUUCAGGCCCUGGAGGGGCGUGUAAGGAGAGGCUGAGAAGGUGCCUCCCAAGGGCCUGAAGAGUCGGCCCUGGGCGGGUCUGGAGGUAAAUGUGUAACGGACCCGGUGCCCCCACCCGACCUGCCUGGUCACGUGGGUCCAGUGGGGCAAAGUCUCCUGGUCGGGCGCAAGGAGCAGAGGCGAGAUGGGCGCCCUGGGCCGGGUCCUGCUGUGGCUGCAGCUCUGCGCACUGACCCAUGCAGCCUCCAAACUCUGGGUCCCCAACACGGACUUCGAGGUCGCAGCCAACUGGAGCCAGAACCGCACCCCGUGCGCCGGCGCCGCCGUCGAGUUCCCGGCGGACAAGAUGGUGUCAGUCCUGGUGGGAGAAGGUCAUGCCGUCUCAGACAUGCUCCUGCCGCUGGAUGGGGAACUCGUCCUGGCUUCAGGAGCCGGAUUCGGCGUCUCAGACGUGGGCUCGCACCCGGACUGUGGCGCGGGCGACCCUGCGGUCUUCCGCGACUCUGACCGCUUCUCCUGGCAUGACCCGCACCUGUGGCGCUCCGGGGACGAGGCACCUGGUCUCUUCUCCGUGGACGCCGAGCGCGUGCCCUGCCGUCACGACGACGUCUUCUUUCCGCCCAGUGCCUCCUUCCGCGUGGGGCUCCGCCCUGGCGCUAGCCCCGUGCGUGUCCGCAGCAUCUCGGCUCUGGGCCGGACGUUCACGCGCGACGAGGACCUGGCUGCUUUCCUGGCGUCCCGCGCGGGCCGCCUACGCUUCCACGGGCCGGGCGCUCUGAGCGUGGGCCCCGAAGACUGCGCGGACCCGUCGGGCUGCGUCUGCGGCAACGCGGAGGCGCAGCCGUGGAUCUGCGCGGAUCUGCUCCAGUCCCUGGGCGGCCGCUGCCCCCAGGCCGCCUGCCAUGGUGCCCUCCGACCCCAGGGGCAGUGCUGUGACCUCUGUGGAGCUGUUGUGUUGCUGACCCACGGUCCCGCAUUUGACCUGGAGCGGUACCGGGCGAGGAUACUGGACACCUUCCUGGGCCUGCCUCAGUACCACGGGCUGCAGGUGGCCGUGUCCAAGGUGCCACGCUCGCCCCUGCUCCGCGAGGCCAAUACGGAGAUCCAGGUGGUGCUGGUGGAGACCGGGCCCGAGACGGGCGGCGCCGGGCGGCUGGCCCGGGCCCUCCUGGCGGACGUCGCCGAGCACGGCGAGGCCCUCGGCGUCCUGGAGGCGACCAUGCGGGAGUCGGGCGCACAUGUCUGGGACAGUUCCGCGGCUGGGCUGGCGGGAGGCGUGGCGGCUGCGCUGCUGCUGGCGCUGCUGGUCCUGCUGUUGGCGCCGCCGCUGCUGCGCCGCGCGGGGAGGCUGAGGUGGAGGAGGCGCCAGGAGGCGGCCCCGGCCGGGGCGCCCCCCGGAUUCCACAACCCGGUGUUCGAUGUGAAGGCCUCCGAGGAGCUGCCCCUGCCGCGACCGCUCAGCCUGGUUCCGAAGGCUGCCGCAGACAGCACGAGCCACAGUUACUUCGUUAACCCGCUGUUCGCCGGGGCUGAGGCCGAGGCCUGAACGGCCGCCUGACAGUCAAACUUGGGGCUCCCCACCCCCUCUGGCCCCAGAACCUCCCCGAUCCCAGUCGAUCUGGGGGCUAGCCACCCCCUCGUCCAGCCCCCAAACCUCCCCUUCCUUACCCCCUCCUCCGGAAGCCAAGGACAGGGUGGCCUUACUCAAUAAAGGUGUUUCCUGCACCUGCUUCAGCCUGGACAUGCCGCCCCUGGCCCCGCCCAUGAGGACUGGGAACCCAGUCUUGCGCCCCAGUCGCACCCGGUGGACAUGGGAAGGGUCUAGCUGGCUACUGCUGGAGGCAGCGCUGGUCACCACCUGGGCGGCCAGAGGCUGGGGUCUGUGAAGGUGAACCCAGGACUAGGAGGGGGGUCUUCCCCCGCCUUCCAUUGGAGGGAGGGUGAGGAGCUGGAGGGAGGAGUGGGAGAGAGGCAAGGGGUGGAGGGAGCCAAAGGCUAUGCCUGGUGGGGCGGAUGGAAAAGGGGUGGGCACCCCUCCUGGCACCAAGUUGCUGGAUGCGUCACACUGCGAAGGCAGAUCAUAUGGGGUCACCCAUGUGCAAACGUGUACCACUGCACUGACAGACAAGGGCCUGACCCUAUGUGUGCAGCUGCAACUGUGGCACAGUGACCACUUCUGUGAAACCAGUAUCUGGGGCUGGAGAUGUCACCGGCAUCCCCAGUCAGGGCCUGGCCCCCACUCGGAAUCUUCUGCCCAAGGGCCCAGCUUAGCCACCAGGACACAUGCUGUAACCCAGAUCAGGGCGCCAUGCUGCCAGGUGCGUCUGUGUUGUGGUUGGAAAGUGUCACUCUGGGUGCUGUGCGGUGUCCCGCUGAGUGACCACCACAGUUCACGCGUGUGCUCCAACAGCUACCAUCUUGCAUUUAAAAAAGUGGCCGACACUCCCACAGGCACUUUUCAGCCACAAUUUUCUUUAGUGUCAGGUGCAAACUGGAGAGCAAGCCUGAGCUAACCGGACAUCACCUGCCGCCCGCUGCUCACCCCACUCAUAGAUGCGACUGUGCUGGCAGGGACCUACCCCUGGUGUGGACUAUGGAAGGAGAGAUGCUCUGGGCUUCCAGGGGAGCUGCUUGCUGCAGCAGCAGCCCAGGCCAUGCUGCCUGGCACAGAGCUGCAAGGUCCCAAGUGGCCCCGCUGAGUGCUGGGCUGCCUGCCCUGGCUUGCAGUCUCCUCCCCAGUCCGCACUCUUCUGCAGGGGCCGGCACUGCCCUUAUCCUACCAAGGACAACUAGGUCUCAGUGAGUGGCAAAGGCAUGCCAACUGCGUGCAUAACUCGGGAAACUGACUCUGAGCAACCUCUCAACCAGGGACCACUCACCCUGACCCAGGCCUCCCCAAGAGCUCCUGCCUCUUCCUGGGGCCUCUGGCCUGCCCCAUCCUGUCCCUUGGGGCUGCUGGCGGGGUUAGCAUGUAUGGACGUGGACAUAAAGACCCUCCCGGGCAGCUCCCUCCUGGGGCCCUGGCGCUGCCUGGCUGGGGCUCACAGGCACGCCGCCUUCCUCCCACCCUUCACUCCUGCCCCAAGGAUGCCCUCUGCUCAGACUGAAUACACCAACAGCAACCUUUUGUGUGACCUCCGAGUGAGUUACCCAGAAUAGCUUCUGCUGGUAAGGUGAAGCUUCACUGCCUUUUGGAGCCCAGGCACUUCUGGGGCCCAGACACACGGGUUACAUGUUAUCACACCCAGACACACGGGCGACACGCCAUCACACCCAGACACACGGGCGACACGCCCUCACACCCGGACACACGGGCGGCACGCUCUCACACCCACACGGGUGACACGCUAUCACAUCCAGACGGACCACUGGGAACUUUAAAACUGCCGUCUUCUGCUUUAUUGACAGGUAAAUUGUUCAAAAAUGUUCUCACGAUUCAAUAAUUACAAAGACUCAGACUUACAUUAAAAAAGUAAAAACCAGAACCCCCCAGGUGCCCAUCCAGCAGAAGGCCCAGGAGGGCAGUGGGGUGGCAGGGCUAGGCGGUGCUGGGCCACUCAGUGCUGACUUGGGGAAGUGCACGUCCUGAACAGCCUUGCCAAGCAGCCGACCGGUGGGAGGACAGGGGAAGCCUGACCCAAGCUGUGGACAAGCUGUGUCUGCCACCACAGUUAAUCACAAGCCUCUGACGACACAGGGCCACAGAGCUGGUCACUCAACAUCUGGUACAAAGAAGGGUGAGGUGAAAUCCACACGCAGGGCAUUGCUGCGCCGUGGGCCAGGGCCAGUGUGCAGGAGUGUGUUGGGUGGGUCUACGUGAUCAUACGGGCUACUAACCACGGGGGCUCCAUGCAGGGGCAGGACUGGUGGGUGGGGGGCGGUGGGGGGUUUUCCAGUGGCUGCUUCAUGGCGCCCUGGGGCUCUGACUCCUCUCAGCCCAGCAGGCCACAGGGCCUGCCUGCACCACGACACUCGCUGGUUUUAUGGCAGGAGGCGGAAGCCGUGGAAGCGAGUGGAAAGCGGAGAGCACAGCUGACUUCACAGUAGGAGAUACUGGUGACACUUCAUGGCUGCGACCCAGAAUGAACUUAACGCACACAGGGACGCAGGGUGUCACUGGUCCUGGGCCUCUGUCCAUGACUAAGUGGUCAGCAGGACUUCUGCAGCUGACUCCAAUGGCUAAAUGAAAAAAAGGCCACAAACUAACCUCCACUUUCCUCUGUCUUCAAAAUUCUAGUGACACUGGGAAUGCUAUAUGAUCUCCUACUAUUCUCCUAAGGUGCUAGGGAAGUUUCAGGAACUAGGGAAAAGACUGGGUACUGAGGCUGUGUCCCCAGAUGUCUGCUUCCGAAGCAGCCGCGUCAUGACGGGUUUCUGCUGAGGAAGUGGCGUUGGCAGGGCCCCACACGCCUUCUCGGGUUGUCAGGGGUGGGAGAGAGGCUGUAUGGGGGUCCUUCAUGUGCAGACGGAACAGUGUCGCCUCAUAGCUGUGCAGACGAACAGAUGUGGUCUACUGCCACGAACAAUGCGGCAUAAAACUGAUCAAUAUUAUAAUAAAGAUUUGUCUUCUUCAUCUCCA